Messenger RNA from Phycodurus eques (leafy seadragon), 1128 nucleotides. RefSeq names its product cyclic AMP-responsive element-binding protein 1-like. The record is from RefSeq and is a predicted model, not a curated record. The coding region runs from base 113 to 673 and encodes 186 amino acids. Gene Ontology annotation, biological process: regulation of transcription by RNA polymerase II. NCBI's taxonomy places the organism in Eukaryota, Metazoa, Chordata, Actinopteri, Syngnathiformes, Syngnathidae. Gene Ontology annotation, molecular function: RNA polymerase II cis-regulatory region sequence-specific DNA binding; DNA-binding transcription factor activity, RNA polymerase II-specific. The transcript is spliced from 5 exons. Gene Ontology annotation, cellular component: ATF4-CREB1 transcription factor complex; nucleus.
GCGUUACCUUAGGGAAGACCAUGAUUACGCACAAAAGGACAUAAGAGACACGCGAAGUCUGCAGCUUCAGAAGGAAACGAUCAGCUGAGAUCGAUCUCCGUCUCUUCGCCCAAUGGAUCCUCCUCAGUCUCACAAUUUAAACACUGAGGGGACACAGACGCUGACAGCCAUGACGACAAUCAACCCGCAGACACUUGCCCCUGAAUCCAAUGCUUUUGGCUACUACCAAAACAUGUGGAAUCAUCCAAAUAACUAUUUCCCUUCAAUACAAGGAGGUCCUUUCUGUUAUCAGAAUGAGGGAGCACAGACGGUGGCAACAAUGGCUAUGCCAAGUACACAACCAACACAACCUCUGCCCAUUCCAUACUGCACUGAGAGGCAGGAUAACUUGCAGAUGCAAUUUGCUCAACCGCUGGCAGGUGACAUGACAGCCACGCAGCUACAAUACGCCAACUCCAUCCUCCCACAGGGUGUGGCACAGGGCAGUGGUCCUCGUAACCAGUCGGAACGCAGCUUGAUGAAAAACAGGGAAGCUGCUCGUGAAUAUAGGAGGAGGAGAAAGGCCUACGUGCAAGGCUUGGAGGAACGCGUGGCAAAGCUUGAAAAUCAGAAUAAGGCUCUGAAGGAGGACCUUAAAAAAUGGAAAGAAAUGUGUCAUCAUAAUGGCCCUUGAUUAGGCUGUUAAAGGAGCUGGAUAGACUUGUCAAUGUCACUUAAUUUACUUAAUUUCAAGAAUGCUGCUAUCGGAGGGUGCCAAGGAAGUUAACCAUCUUAUUGACACACUGUGGAGCAACUAGGGGUUCAGCAUCUUGCUGAACAAUAUUUGGGACAGGUCCGAUGAGGAAGCUGGUUUGAACAAGCCAUCACUCAAUACAUUUGACCCGCUCUGCUGCCACAAGAGCACUAUACCAGAAUAGAAAUGGAGAAAAUCAUAAUGAACUGUGCUGGAUCACAUUUGCACUCACUGCUGUGUAUAAUUGUCAGAAUUAUAUUUUGGAAUUAUGUUAUACUCUCGAUAGUAUAUUUUACAAUUACAUAGAAAUUUUUAAAUAUUGAUGUGGAAGAAAGUUUGUAUACUAACUUGAAAACACUUUGUUAGAACAACUUCAGCCUGCAAGAGUUGCCAGG